Brenthis ino (lesser marbled fritillary) is the source of this 225-nucleotide messenger RNA. The record is from the annotation of a GenBank genome assembly. Lineage: Eukaryota; Metazoa; Arthropoda; Insecta; Lepidoptera; Nymphalidae.
AUGCGUUUCUUUAACACGAUUAUGACGUCGCAGGGUUGGAGGGUGCGUUGUGAGGGUGAGGAGGGCUGCGUCACGUGCGAGGUCCGCACUCUGCGACGCAUGCGAGACCGCGGGACGCCGGCAGCGCAGGCGCGCCCAUAUCCCCUGCCUCGCAUCAGUCUGCCGCCGGCCGCGUGCCCCGCCCGACCUGUGUCUCGCCGUGAGUGUACCCCGAGUGAUGACUUG